Molecule: messenger RNA, 972 nt
Organism: Suillus fuscotomentosus
Lineage: Eukaryota; Fungi; Basidiomycota; Agaricomycetes; Boletales; Suillaceae
Exons: 7
Coding region: 1-972 (323 amino acids)
Source: RefSeq, a predicted model, not a curated record
AUGACGUCCUCCCAACAAAAUUCAGACACGAAACCCUACUACUUUCCCCCACCUGCUGCUGCAGUUCCACCUGCCACUGUAGUUCCACCUGCCACUGUAGUUCCCCCUGCUGCAGUGAUUGCAACUCUCCGAAAUCCUCAGAGAACUCAACGGCCCAAUACAAAUAUUCGAGGCAACAAAGCUCACAAGGCUGGUCCAAGCCACGCAGCAGACAACAGCGAGUUCAACGUUGUUGACGACAUCUGGGAGGAAGAUGAGGACGACCUACUAAUCCCAGUAGAAGCAGCCCACAUAGGCCCCAGCCCAUUCCAGACGCACACAGCUGGGAUCGGAGGUACAUCAUUUUUUUUACCAAGGAUCCAACAUCAGGGAAGCGCAUUUGUGAACCCUGUGCGUGAGGACAUACAGAAAGAAGAUGCCUCAUAUGGUGUCGUCGAAUAUGGUUCGUCAACUGGUACAAGCAUUCUUUGGAGUCAUUUGCUCAAAUUCCACUUACAUGUCUAUAUCAUGGCACUGGAGCAAUUGAACCUGAAAGUGGGGGCCAAAGAGGUCCAGAAUCUCCUUGAUAUGGGAUGGACUCUCACGCAGCUCCAUCAGGAGCUUGACCAGGACCCAGAUAAGCUAGGCGGGUCAGCACUUGCAGAUGACAUACCGGAUUUUACCAUUGAGGAGAUGCACAAGCAACUCGUCAAAUUUAUUGUGGUCGAUGACCAAGAUCUACACGAGUCUGACAUCCCCCAUCGGACAAAACUCCGCGAGUUGAUAGUCGAAACGUGGUACGAAUAUUUUGACAUUUUAAAGCAAGAUAUGGCUAAAGCAGAGGGCAAAAUCUUGUUUACAUCUGACCUCUGGUCAGACGAGAAUCUUCGUCCAUUCUUGGCAUUAACGGCUCACUGGAUCGCCCAGCAAGCAUCAAAGCUUGUUCUCAAAGUCGCCCUUAUAGGCUUUACCCACAUUCUGGGGUCCUCAUGA